CGUGCAGGCUGGGGAAGCACACCUUUGCAAAAGCAAACAUUCACGCAACGGAGUUUCUCAGCUCCAGUCCUACCUAGGUAGAUACCUCCAAGGCUAUACAUUCACGACACGAAUAAAUAUACGACAUCUCGAUCCUCUCAGAAAUAAACACAUCCAAGUGUGCUUCGACAUGAUUCUUAAGAUAGCUGGAUUUUCCAAUACACUACGCAUCAGCCUCGCUUACAUGGGUACCCAUUGUAAAUGAUGCAGAUACCCGAAGUAUGUCUUCGAUAAUGUUUGAAGACAUUACCUCCCUAUCUCCAGACGAACAAGCCAGGUUCCUCAAUGGACCUGCUCUCCAGCCACCUGCAGGCAUAAGCUCCAAUUUCGAUCAUCCGCCAAACGGUACGAUUCCAAGCCAGGUUGCGCUUGCGAUCUUUUUAAUCUUGACCACAGUCUCGCUUUGUGGGCGGAUAUAUGUCAGAUUCUCGACGAGACAACUAUUCAUAGGAGAUUAUUUGUUGAUAGUGAUAUAUGCAACUAAUACCGUCUCCUUUGCUUAUUGCUACCGCAUCUUCAGCUCCCCGGGAGCAUUGGUUCACCAAUGGGAUGUCCGCAUGUCAGCCAUAACGCCAUAUCUCUGGAACCUCUUGAUCGCGUCGACGACUCAUACCUUCAGCAUCACAUUCACCAAGGUUGUGAUCCUGCUGGAAUGGAUCCGCAUCUUUGCUCCAAGGGGCACUCGUAACCUCGUUUUUUGGGCUAGCCACUCCUUGAUAUGGAUCAAUAUCAUGUUCUGCAUAUGUAUUCUCGUGGCCUACAAUUUGGCCUGCACGCCAUACCGGUACCUGUGGGAUAAGUUCAUCAGUGGCAACUGCAACCGCUUCACUACAAGCACGGAUAACCUGUUGAUAUCGGCCGUCAAUUUAAUAACAGAUAUAUUAGCUUUUCUCAUUCCCCAGAAGAUGAUCUGGAAACUACAGAUGCCAACCAGCAGGAAAACUGCGGCCUCUGCCACAUUCGCCGCCGGCAUCCUGGCCAUUACUGCUGCCUCUCUCCGCCUGGUGAUGACCAUCAUUUCCAGCCACUCUCGCGAUUUCACGUACAACGAAAGUUCGGUGAUAUUAUGUAGCUUAGCUGAGUCGACUUGUGCUUUCUUGGUUGUAUGCAUACCGGUAUUGCCCAAGGCUAUCAAAAAUGCGAAGGCUUCAAAAACGAUUUCGGCAAUGCACUCGUGGGUGCACAUAGAUAAACCACGAGGUUUACGCAGAAGGAGCAUCAAUAACAUAUGGCCACGCUCAAGACAUAGUCAGUCUAAGAGUAGUGGUGGACAAGCAUCGAUGGAGGACAAAGAAUACAGGAUUUAUCCAUCCCCGUUAUUACGCGGUGAGAGUUCGGUGGACUUGUCGAUGUAUGAGCAUCUAGGAUCGGGAAUUCUCCGUACCACGCACUUUGAGGCAAGGGAGGAUUAUUAUCCGAAUGUCACACAUACUGGAUAUCCUCGCCAGUAUGGACUCAACGGGAUCGUGUAGGAUGUGUCGAGGUCGGUUUGAUGCAGUUUCUUCCCUGCGAUGGUUAUGAUAGGAUAAUUCAUGUCAGUAUUAUUUUCCUUAUAUCUACGUAGAUAGGGGGCAAUUCAGAAUGCUUCAAGAUACCAUUUAGACUCAUA
Molecule: messenger RNA, 1648 nt
Organism: Annulohypoxylon maeteangense
Lineage: Eukaryota; Fungi; Ascomycota; Sordariomycetes; Xylariales; Hypoxylaceae
Exons: 4
Coding region: 261-1511 (416 amino acids)
Source: RefSeq, a predicted model, not a curated record